Messenger RNA from Sorex araneus (European shrew), 1470 nucleotides. It is a transcript of the gene EXOSC9, whose product is annotated as exosome component 9. Gene Ontology annotation, cellular component: cytoplasmic exosome (RNase complex); nuclear exosome (RNase complex). The record is from RefSeq and is a predicted model, not a curated record. Lineage: Eukaryota; Metazoa; Chordata; Mammalia; Eulipotyphla; Soricidae. Gene Ontology annotation, biological process: U4 snRNA 3'-end processing; TRAMP-dependent tRNA surveillance pathway; nuclear polyadenylation-dependent rRNA catabolic process. The transcript is spliced from 12 exons. Bases 93 to 1415 code for a protein of 440 amino acids.
CCCGCGCGCCGUGAUGACGCACUCCCGGCGGGCCCCGCAGUGCCGGCUCCCCGUCCUCGCGCGCUCCGGGCCGCGCGGGAGUGACCGACGCUAUGAAGGAGACGCCGCUCUCCAACUGCGAGCGCCGCUUCCUGCUCCGCGCCAUCGAGGAGAAGAAGCGCCUGGACGGCCGGCAGACCUACGACUACCGGAGCCUGCGGGUGUCCUUCGGGACGGACUAUGGGUGCUGCGUGGUGGAGCUCGGGAGAACGAGAGUUCUUGGACAGGUUUCCUGUGAACUUGUUUCUCCAAAGCUCAAUAGGGCAACAGAAGGUAUUCUUUUUUUUAACCUUGAACUUUCUCAGAUGGCUGCCCCAGCUUUUGAGCCUGGCAGGCAGUCAGAUCUUUUGGUGAAGUUGAAUCGGCUCUUGGAAAGAUGUCUAAGAAAUUCAAAGUGUAUAGACACUGAAUCUCUCUGUGUUGUUGCUGGUGAAAAGGUUUGGCAAAUACGUGUGGACCUACAUUUAUUAAAUCAUGAUGGAAAUAUCAUUGAUGCUGCCAGCAUUGCUGCAAUUGUUGCCUUAUGUCACUUCCGAAGGCCUGAUGUCUCUGUUCAAGGAGAUGAAGUAACUCUGUAUACUCCUGAAGAGCGUGAUCCUGUUCCACUGAGUAUCCAUCAUAUGCCCAUUUGUGUCAGUUUUGCUUUCUUUCAGCAAGGAACAUACUUACUGGUGGAUCCCAAUGAACGAGAAGAGCGUGUGAUGGAUGGCUUGCUGGUGAUUGCCAUGAAUAAGCAUCGAGAAAUUUGUACCAUCCAAUCCAGUGGAGGGAUAAUGCUGCUGAAAGACCAAGUUUUGAGAUGCAGCAAAAUAGCUGGUGUGAAAGUAGCAGAAAUAACAGAGCUAAUCCAGAAAGCAUUGGAGAAUGAUCAGAAAGUUAGGAAAGAAGGUGGGAAGUGUGGCUUUGCAGAAUCUAUGGCACAUCAAAGGAUCACAGCAUUUAAAAUGGAAAAGGCCCCCGUUGAUACCUCUGCUGUGGAGGAGAAGGCAGAAGAAAUCAUUGCUGAAGCUGAACCUCCUUCAGAGGUUGUUUCUAAGCCUAUACUAUGGACUCCUGGGACUGCCCAGAUUGGAGAGGGCAUAGAAAAUACUUGGGGUGAACUUGAAGACUCUGAGAAAGAAGAUGAGGAUGAAGGUGGCAGUGAGGAAGCUAUCGUUCUUGACAGUAUCAGCAUGGACACUGUAAUGGAAGUCUCUAAUACUGGAAGUCAAGAUGCCCCUAUAGUACUCUCAGACAGUGAAGAAGAAGAGAUGGUCAUUUUAGAACCAGACAAGACUCCAAAGAAAAUAAGAACACAGACCAUCACUUUAAGAGAAGAAAAAUCACUCAGUAAAAAGCCAGUGAGAAAAAGAAAAAAGAAGAAAGCCGCUAAUUAAAGCUCAUAUUUGUCUAUUUGUGUAACUAUUAAAAAGUUUAUAUAACUGCUAACGA